Messenger RNA from Spodoptera littoralis (African cotton leafworm), 1419 nucleotides. The record is from the annotation of a GenBank genome assembly. Lineage: Eukaryota; Metazoa; Arthropoda; Insecta; Lepidoptera; Noctuidae.
AUGACUCCGGCAGUACUCAGCAAAUUGAGACGAUGCUUCAAGAAAAAUAAAGAAAGGACCAAAGCUCAGGAUAUCGACAGGCGUGUAGAGGAAGUGAUGAGAGCGGCAGCAGCUGAAGAGGGCAUCGAGUUCGCGGAGGCUGAUCCCCCGCCACAAGACUCGCUGUGGCUGGAUGAAGCUGGAUUUGUUACUUCACUGGAUUCAAUAUUUGGUCACCACAAAUACACAACCCAUGCACAUAAGCUGUUCCAACUGUUGGACAGCUUCAGCAGUGGCAAGGUAUGGUGGAGACAACUAAUAUGUCGGCUGGUAGCCGUUGGAGCCAAGAAAACGAGCACCAGAGCUGAAGUGUGGAAGCCACUCAGUGAACAGGAUAUCAAGAGGCUGGACCACUGCAAGCGGGAGACGCUGGUGAAGCUGGUGUGUGUGGAGCGUGAGGAUUCGUUCUGUUACGUGGCGGUCUCUCGUGGUGGACGAGUCGGCGUCUACAGUGGUGACAUGCGUCUAUUGCAUUCUUAUGAGAUGUUUUACCAUCGGUCAGGGGUCCGCAAACGUGUUAAAAACCGAUGGAUAACCGACGCAAUAUACUUACCGGAUGCUCAGUACCUCAUGAUGUCCGCAUCAGACCGCAGCUUGACGGUGUAUGACGCUGCAACAUUAUCACACACGCCCCUCUUCUGUAUUACUGGACUGCCAAAUAUUCCUACAUGCAUGGCGUACACUCCAUCCUCGCGUUCAUGUGACACCUCGGAACUGGCUUUCGGCACAGAGCGCGGAGACAUCACGCUGAUUAGAUUCCUCCAGCCGAAGCUACAACUGUUCCACACCAAGACACCCGAUGCUAUCAAUUAUUACUUCUGGAUGGGAGUCACUUGCUUCCACAUAGUAUCGGCGCUACACUUGGUCGCGACAGGCGGCUGUGAUGGCUCAGUGCGACUGUGGCAGCCCUGUGGCCGCGCACCUUUCGCUACGCUUGCAGCUCCUACCUCGCCUGCAAUAUUAGACUUAGCCAUAGUAGCUGCACACGAACUCAUCAUCGCAUUCUGAGUUCUCGGCAAGAAGGUGGAGUUCGGCCCGUACUGUAUACAUCCUGCAUCAUCUACGACUCCUCGAUUGCGACCCUCGUUAGCUCCAACUCCUCAACUUCUGUCGCCUUCAACAGCUGAGUUCCCUCUUACUGAUCUUGAUACAUUACUGGAGAAUGCAGGUUUACAAGGUAUUUUGGAGAAAGAUUUCGUUCUUAUGCAAGGACUUAAGAAUGAUCUGAAUAAGAAAUUGGCAGAAAUGGAAGCAAACAAGCAAGUGAUGACAAAUGCAGUGUCUGCAGGAGCGCCGUACUUGGCGUUGAAGACAUACGACCCGAGCCUCGUGGAGCCGGUCGAUGAGAUGCUGGACGAGUACAGACGAGUUAUGAAAUGA